UCCUGGAUGAAAACAAUCAAAACAUCACAAUCUGUGUACCUGAAUUUAGUCAAGGCCUGCACAGAGAUGAAAACCUGGUUACUGGCCUGGGUACUACCAUUUUGUUUGGCUGCAUUUUAUAUUCUUGUUUGACCUCAACAACACGUGCAAGCUCAGAGGCGCUGAGGGGAAUAUAUGCAGCACCUGAAACUGAAGUAGCUCGUUGCUGCUUUUGCUGCUUGCCUGACGGAGACGGUGAUGCUGAAGAGCACACUGAAAAAAGAGUAGGCCAGACUGUGAUUUACGAUGAGAAGAAAGGCACAGUGUACAGCUAUGCCUACUUCCACUUCGUUUUCUUCUUGGCUUCACUCUAUGUGAUGAUGACUGUAACUCAUUGGUUCCAUUACGAAAGCGCUCAGAUGGAAAAAUUCUUCACCGGAAGCUGGUCCAUCUUCUGGGUUAAGAUGAUCUCCUGUUGGUUUUGCGUCUGUCUGUACUUAUGGACUCUUAUUGCUCCACUCUGUUGCCCAACCAGAGAGUUCUUAGUGUGAACCCUCAGAAGGUCCUUAAAUGUUUUUCUCUUUUCUUUUUUGUCUCCCCCAUUACAAAUAA
Apaloderma vittatum (bar-tailed trogon) is the source of this 591-nucleotide messenger RNA. Its product is annotated as serine incorporator 5-like. The record is from RefSeq and is a predicted model, not a curated record. The annotation marks the transcript as partial. Gene Ontology annotation, cellular component: membrane. NCBI's taxonomy places the organism in Eukaryota, Metazoa, Chordata, Aves, Trogoniformes, Trogonidae. The transcript is spliced from 5 exons.